Messenger RNA from Drosophila subobscura, 3287 nucleotides. RefSeq lists its product as uncharacterized. NCBI's taxonomy places the organism in Eukaryota, Metazoa, Arthropoda, Insecta, Diptera, Drosophilidae. Bases 173 to 3154 code for a protein of 993 amino acids. The record is from RefSeq and is a predicted model, not a curated record. The transcript has 4 exons.
UCGCAGGGCCAGUAGUCUCACUCUCUAUUGAUAGUUCAGGGCGUUAACUCAAACGUUUUCAGGCCUGUACAAAUUGUUACAAUUUAUGUGAAUUUUUCGUAUAGUUGCUCGCGUGUUUUAAAUUAAUUGUGGAAGGAUAUUUUUAGACUCGUGUUCCAAAUUUGGUUGAACAAUGGCCACUGUCGAGAAGAAGGAGAAUGAGACGGAACCAAAGAAGCAGGAUAGGAAGAGCUUUGACCACCAUCGCUGUUUGGUUACUACCAAAAUGGACAGAGACAAGGCCGACUACAUGAGGUGUACCACCAGGCAGAACAACAGGGAGAGACAGAUGUUCCCGAAAGACACCGAUGUGUGCUGCUCCACCUGCCCACCCAUCGAUCAGACUGAAACGAUCUGUCCUGGGCCUGGUCAGAAAGGCAAGUCCAACAAGGACGACAUACGCUGUUUCACGCUCAAUAUGGUCGUCCAGAAGCUGUACAUGCCGGGAAGGGACUUUGAAUGUCAUGACAAGCUGAGCAUCAAAGCAGACAUCUGCAAAGGCGUUGCGCCAUGCCUCAAAGCGGAUCGUAUCAACGCGCUUUGUCUACCCCCUGAGCCGAUCAUGACCUUCCCCAUGGAGGGCGAGUGUCUGUCAAAGCGUCUAGCAGAGGGUAUCUCCAUCGCAGUGGUCUAUAUGAAAAAGGAAAUCGGUCGAGGCUGCUAUGUGCUGCCCGAGUCGGUGAUCUUGCGCAUGUGCAACACUGUGCAACAAGUGGUGCACACUGCCAAAGUGGAGCUAACCUGCCGUGGCUGCACUGUCGGCAUGGCCACCGUAAGAAUAUCUAUGCAAAUGCGGUGUCAAAGCAUAAAAGAAGAAAUAAACGAGACCGCCUCUGGUCUAAGCUUGGAGACCGAUGACCUUAAGAGAUGCAUCGAGAAGUUUGUGGACCCUCAAGAUGUCUUUUUCAUGGUCGGGGACAGCUCUCAAGCAUUUGCAUCCUCCUCCACGGAUCUAUGUCGGGGCUUCAGGCCCGAUGGUAUGGAGGAGUCUGAACACCGUUGCUCGGAUCCCCAAAGCUUCCUUUCCAAGUUCCGCAUGCGCAACGUCAACGACGCUGGUUUUCUGAACCAAGCCUGUGGCCCCGAGGGUCAGUCCAUGAAGCUAGUGGAUAUGGCAGGACCCUACGCUGUAUAUGGCUGCCCAGACGCAGAAGACCACUGCGUGGCCAUUGAACCUCCAUACGGGCCAUCGGAUCAGUUCUCACACGAACGGCAGGCAAUAUUCGGGGAUGGCGCGACCAAUCGCUUGUGCCAUCAGGUGCCGGUGCCGGACCUGAAGCAGACGCUUAUCAGCUCAUGCCGCUUUUGCCAAGUCUGCGAGGAGGACGUAUCUUGGCUGCCAAAGAUCGGGGCGUGUCCCUACUGUGGCUACAAAUCAGUGCCCAUGUUUAAGGAGAAGCCAUACGACGAAGAUGCAACAGCUGACAAAAUCCUACUAAACCAUCUCGACCAGCCUGAAGAUCCAGCUUGCUUUGAUGUUGGCUCCAUAAGCGGCUGUUCGGACAGAAGUGGCGCAGAUGACGGGCCCACGUCGGAGGCGUUCGAUUCCAUAGUGCGCGACUUCGAAUUGCUGAAGAAAUGUAUUAAGAAGUCAGAAAAGGUAGAACUAUCUCCACAUACCCACAAAAAGCGGCGUUUGUCAAUAGCUAAGGAAGCCGAAGAAAAGCAACUGCAGCCGCAUCUAGCCAGUGUAUUCGCAGAGCUAAACGAUCUGUUCAAAGAUAAGUCGAACGACAAGAGUCCAAAGAUUGAGGAGAUUUGCGAGGAGGCUUGCAACCUUUCCAGAGUUUCAAAGCAACGCCAUUACCGGAAGCCUGCAGAUGUCAACGAUAAGGGCAAGAUUAUUCAGGAUUCGUGCGCAGUGCCCAAGAAACGCAAGAAGCGACCACCACGCCGGAAAAUGCCCUUCAAGUCCAAGUUCUACGCAAUGCUACCUAAAGGAAGAGAUGGACAUGCUGCGCGCAGCCAUGCCCACUGCUUUGACGGCGACUCGAAGGUGCCGAGUCACAUGGGGUGGCUCUGGACCGCACACCCUCUGGCCAAGAAGCCCGGAUGGCGACCGGGAGCCAUACGUCGAUCUAUACGAGAGCUGAUGCGCUACUUUCUCAAGGACUACCCCGUGGACACCAUCCCCGUAUCGAAGUACAUGACCUACUACAAUCACAGGCAGCGGCCGCCUGCCGAUUACGAGGAGAAGCCCGAGGACUUGGUGCAGGUUCCGACGUUGCACAUCGAGAAGAAGAACGACGAGUACAUCAUCACUCUGCGUCCCCUCAAGGAUACGGAAACGCUGAAACGGUCCGCCAACCCUUACGUCAAUAUGAAACCCGUCCAGUUCCGCAUCGUAAAGCAUCCGCAACUGAAGGAGCUGCGUGAUCUAAAGCGCUGCCUUAAGAGCAUGGGCUUCAGCAAGUGCAGCUGCCACAAGCCCGUGACUGAGUGCUACUGCCGAAGCUUCAUCGAUAAGAAACGCCUGGUCUACAACCUCAAAAAAGAGUGCAAGCGACGCCAGGUAGACAACUGCGAAGAUAAUCUCAUCCUCUCCGAAACCACAGACAGUGAGGCAGAGUAUGAGUUUGGAGUCACCCCGCCGGCAGGUCUCAUCCAUCCGGAAAGACUUAGGAAGACGCACGUGAAGCACUGCGAAACGCAGUACAACGAAAACGACUGGGCCAUGCCCAGCAUGUUCCCUCAUCCCCCAAAUGCCUUCGUACAAUACGGCGCCUGCGUGCUCGGGGAGCGAAAGAAACCCUUCGACUGGAUAUACGGCAAGGGCAAUGUACAUCAGGAGCCUAAGAAGCCUCUAAUGCGCAACAAGCCCAAGACGAAGAAGAAAAAGAAGGCACAGUCGGGCCGCCAGGAGGGUGGCUUCAUAAGCGAAAAAUUGGCCAAUUCUGUCAGCCAGACGCAUAAUUUCGAUCCGCAGAAAUACUCCAAUGAAUAUAGCUUCCCGCUCACCGGACACCGCAUGCUGCUCUUGAACCAAGCAGCCUACCCGCCAACGGCUCUACAAAGGCUGUGGAGCGAGGAUACUGGGAUGGGUAAGCGCAGGGAGAAGCUCGUCAGAUUCGACACCAAUCCAGUAAACUCUUUUUGCGAGAGGAACCUUUCCUAGACAGUCAAACACAGUCCCACCGUACCACCAAUACUAUUCGAGCAAGUCAACAGCCAUUUUCAAAAUCAUUUGUAAAUUUUAGGCCCAAGACAUAAAAUUAUAAUUUUCAAUAAUAUAAAUGAUACUGCAACCU